CGUCACUGUCAUCUCCCCGCUGUCACUGCAGGCUGUGAUGGCGGAGGUGGACGAUACCGACAUAAUGAUGAACUACCAAGCCGAUUUCUCAAAAACCGACAGAAAAAACGGCCGCUACCCCUACUGCGUCGUCUGGACGCCCAUCCCGAUCUUAUCGUGGGUGCUCCCCUUCAUCGGUCACAUGGGCAUAUGCACUUCCUCUGGAGUCAUUAGGGAUUUUGCAGGAUCGUACUUUGUUUCGGAGGAUAACAUGGGGUUUGGCUGCCCAACAAAAUACUGGAAGCUUGAUGUGGACAAAGUCUGUGGUAAUGGUGUAGCCACAUGGGACAAAGCAGUGCAGGAUGCAUCUGAUGAGUAUAAAUGCAGGCCGCACAAUCUGUGCUUUGAUAACUGCCAUUCCCAUGUUGCAAUGGCCCUCAACCUCAUGCGAUAUGACAACAGCACGUCUUGGAACAUGGUGAACCUGUGUGCCCUGUCGCUCAUUCAUGGGAGACACGUGAGCUGGGGCGCGUUCCUCAAGACCUGGCUGCCCUUCGCCAUGCUCUGCGGAGUCCUUGCCACGUUCGUCCUAACUUUCCAUCUCCAGUAGUGCAACCAGCUGCACAAGGAGAUGACUUUUGUUAUACUUUAUGCAUCAUCAUUGACAUGAAUGGUGUAUUGUGAUAGAGCAUUUGUAUAUACAAAGAAAGCAAACAAACAAAGGACUUCAUGGUGUGUUGUAAUUAGUAGUGAUCUAGUCUUUGGCAGGGCAGUUAAGGUUAAAGCCUUGCUGUUUGUCAGUAGAUUUGACACUUUUUUUUUUCUCUGUGCUGUAUUAGUUUAGCCAGCUCUACUUCAGUAUUUGCAAAUCCACUCUUCACGAUAUAUAGUGUUUUACAUGGUGGGGUCUCUGUCCUUGUUUUGCUUUGCAAAUAGCAUUCUCAAGGAUGUCUGUCUGUUAUACGACACAGUGGAGUAAUGUAUUUAAACUCCAGAGAUGCAUUUUUCAUGAACGGCAAUGAUGAAUGUGUUUUCAGUCCGGCUAAUGUUGAUUUCAGUGACGAAUCACCGCAAAAUCUUAAUGCUGAAACUACUCAUCUAUUAUUUGUCCAAGAGAUAUGAGCCGCUACCAAAGAUAGAAUGAUGGAAGACCCAUGUGUAAAAAAAAAAAAAAAAAAAACCCAAUGUAUUGUCCUCCACUGAAUCGGUGCUUCUCAUAUGUGAAGAAAGAUGUGUUCAUUUUUAUAAAAUCAUUAUUGCUAUUGUUUAUCUUCAUAAAAAAACUGUUUGCUUUCCAAUUAUGGAAGUGCAUGCUGAAAUGUUACUUUAACCCUGCCAAAUGAUUUUGUAUGUAU
Cololabis saira (Pacific saury) is the source of this 1334-nucleotide messenger RNA. RefSeq names its product transmembrane protein 222-like. Bases 38 to 589 code for a protein of 183 amino acids. Lineage: Eukaryota; Metazoa; Chordata; Actinopteri; Beloniformes; Belonidae. The record is from RefSeq and is a predicted model, not a curated record. The transcript has 6 exons.